Molecule: messenger RNA, 4039 nt
Organism: Zootoca vivipara (common lizard)
Lineage: Eukaryota; Metazoa; Chordata; Lepidosauria; Squamata; Lacertidae
Source: RefSeq, a predicted model, not a curated record
CCACCUCCCGCCUGCCUCCCCCGACACGGAGCGCAACUUCGGAGGUCUCCGAAGUUGCGCUCCGUGUCGGAUGUGCGCGUAAGACGAAGCGGUGGUUAUAGAAAAUUUUGUCGUCUUACGAAUGCCUCUUACAACGCAAAACUCUUUAGUCUAGCGAGUUUUUCGUUGUGCGAGGCAUUCAUAAAGCAAGGCAUCACUGUACUUAAUUUUGCAAGAGGCUUCAACAAGCCUCCCUUUUGUGUCUUAGUACAUAAAUUCACUCAGGGCUAGAAAAGGUUCUAGGUAUUCAGUUGCCCUAGCACUCAGAAACUUGAUCUUGGCAGCCCUAUGCAUGGCUUGUGCUUAACUUCAUCUUAAAAACCUUAAAAUAGUUUUCCAGCUGGACCAGCCCUUGCCACUCACUUUGGUAACACUUAUCCUCACAUCCUAUAUAAUCUAGUAAUUUCUUAGCCUCUUGUGUCAUCCUCCAAUCCUUCUCUUCUCAUACAUUGGACAGAGUUGUCCUUACUAUCCUGUACACAGAAACAUUGUUUCCUGAUUUUUAUCUCUAUAUCUCACACAAGCAUCCCACCCUAUCCAUACAACUUGCUGCAGUCCAUAAAGUGCCACCUAUUUUUCCUUACUGCAGUAACUUGAAAGAAACUAGUCUCUCUAGCAAUCUCAAAGUACAGUACUGUGGAUUUUCUACUUUGGUAAUCAUGUUGUCUGCUAGUAUUAUGUGGGUGACUUGGAUUCAAUCCACAGCAACUACAUAUUUUUUGCAGGAAAAGGGAAAUUUUAGAAUAGCAUCAAUAAAUAUUAAUAAGGUAGAGAAAUGUAGAUGAGUAAAGGGACAGGUAUCUUGGCAUGUAAAGAAGCAAAUAAUAAUCUUUGAAGCACAAUAAAAUCUGAUAAGUAACUGGUUCAUACCCCAGGUUUUAGAGAUCCAUGAACUAUACAUGAGCAGUAGCUAAAGGGAUUAGCUGGCUGCAUCUAGCUGGUAGAUUUUAAUUCCCCAUUGAGGGAGAAAGUAAUUAGCAAUUGUUAGGACAUACAACAUAUUUCCAACAGACACAGGUGGCGCUGUGAUCUAAACCACUGAGCCUAGGGCUUCCCGAUCAGAAGGUUGGCAGUUCGAAUCUCCGCGACAGGGUGAGCUCCCGUUGCUCAGUCCCAGCUCCUGCCAACCUAGCAGUUUGAAAGCACGCCAAAAAGUGCAGGUAGAUGAAUACCGUAGCAGGGUGGAUAAAAAUCAAUGAUUUUUUUAAAAAAAAUCAGAUUUUUUGAUUUAAAUCAGUUUUUUAAAUUCCGCUAUUUUUAAUAAAAUGCUUUGUGAGGAAAAUAUAUUACCAUCCAAAGGUUGUUCCAUCAUGAAAUAAAGAUUAGGUUUUUUUUAUGUAGAAUAAGGCUGUAUAUGUUUAAUUUUUUGGGUAAAUAAAUUCCAUUAAUCCAUUCACAAUGUCAUGCUCUUCCAGAGGUUUUUGUAAGAUUAUUGGGCCGUUUCUCUGCCUACAAGAUAUUAUCACAGAUGCUUGGUUUACUUUUGCAGUUCUCAAAACUGAAUUUGACUCAACAGAGAUCACAUGCCUCUUCCUUCACAGCAAAAAUGUUAUAACAUGAACAGAGUUGAGAAAAAGACCUUAAUCCUAUUGUUCUACAAACCUAUGAAUACAGAAACAGCCCCUUCAGUGCUAAGUUUAAGUUUCUUAAAAUAUAUAUAUAUUGUUUUUGUUUAGCCAAAUUAGUUAACAAACAUGGAUUUUUGUUUAAGCAAAUAACAUAUGCUGUAAUAUUAUUGUUUCAGUUGAAUAAAUCUAUUUAAAUUGUUAUUAUUAAGGUAAUGAUUAUUUUUCUCCUUCCUAAGUACAACAGUAAAGUUGUCUAAAUAUGAAUGAUUAACCUAUUAAACUGGGGAUAAAAAACUAAUAUGAAAAGUUGUUAUUCUAAAAAUCUUCAUCUACUUGCAUAUUAAAGUUAUACCAGCAUGUAUUAGUCUUUAAGCAGAAAACUAUGAUUUAAAUCAAGCCUUAAUGACUAGUGAUUUAAAUCAUGAUUUAAGUCGUGAUUUAAAUCAGUUUAAAUCAAAUCCAGCCAGAUAAAUAGAUACCGCUCCGGCGGGAGGGUAAACAGCAUUUCCGUGCACUGCUCUGGUUUCACCAGAUGCGGCUUAGUCAUACUGGCCACAUGACCUGGAAAAACUGUCUGUGGACAAACGUCGGCUCCCUCGGCCAGUAAAGCAAGAUGAGCGCCACAACCCUAGAGUUGUUCAUGACUGGACUUAACUGUCAGGGGUCCUUUACCUUUUUACAACAUAUUUCCAGUCUCGGCAAUACAGUAUUGGUGAGUGGGCAGGGGGUCACCCAAUGAAAUUGAUGGCAGUAGAUUCAGGACUGAAAGUAAUGUAUUAAAGGCUGCAUUUUUAACAUGUAAUCUACUAACGCUUCACAUUCAUAUGUUCUAACAAGAACAUGAAAAAAUUGAAAAUCUUACUAAAAUCAGCAGUAGAAGUGAGUUCCUUUACCCUGGGAUACCACAGCUGGAGUUGAAGGUAUUGGACAAUAAGUCCCAGCUCUGUUGACAAUGAUACUAGCUGCUAGCUCCUACUAUUGCUAUGUGAGACAAACGUGAGUGAAUUGACAGUUUCUAAUUAUAAGGUCACCUACCCUUGAAGUCUGUGUAUGUAUUCAAAUCAAGUGUUUUGAAAUCACAUCCUUAAUUAAUAACACUAGGUGCCCUUAGACAAGUGUGGGCCGCCACCAAUGCUUUAUCCUUCACCACCACCCAUCUACAAUGUAGGAAUAAUACUGAUCUAUCUUAUUGGGUGUUUGCAAGGAUUGCAACACUGUAAUAUAUGUGAAAUGCUUUGAAUGCUUGGAAGCUCUACAUAAACGUUUCAAGUUUCAUCAGCCAUAGCUGCAGGGGCUGAUUUGGGAGGUUUACUGCAUACUUUCUGAGAGCCUAGCUUUCACUUCACAUUAUUUUGUCAAGUGGGAGAGGGAACGCAUAUGGGAAGAGAGGAAAUAAGUCUACUUUGAAAAUGUUUCUAUCAUAUUUUCUGAGAAUUUUCUUUCUAACUGACGGAAUGCAUAUUUGUUUUUUCACCUGCUGCUUUCAGGUAGGUGGUGCUAGAACAUUUGCUGUAUGGAAUCUUGCUCUGUAAUAUGGGGGAAGAGGAAGGACUGCAUCAGACACAAUUAUUGGACACAAUGUUUGUACGUGGACUGAAGAGGAAAUGUAUUGAUGGAGAGGACGAUAUUGAAGGAACGUUAGCUGGUUUUAAAGCCAUUCCUUCAUAUAACCUGCAGCGCCAGUCACUACUAGACAUGUCUUUGGUUAAACUUCAGCUCUGCCACAUGCUUGUUGAACCUAAUCUGUAUCGUUCAGUACUAAUAGCCAAUACAGUACGGCAGAUUCAAGAGGAAAUGACCCAAGACGGAACUUGGCAGAUGAUAAAUGCACAGAGUACAGGACCAACCUCUCUUGAUCGGCUGGUUUCAACAGAUAUCCUCUGUCGGUCUUCGAAGGAGCAAGCUGAAGAAAAGCUUGUUCAAGGUUAUAGUGGCUUCUCAAAAGACUUUGAAGACGCACAGUCAGAAGAGAGUUCAGAAAUCUUAAGACCUGCUCCACUACAAGCUCCCAGAAACCUGCAGAGUAAUGUGUGGGACAUGGAGAGCCCUCCAGAAAAUAGAGGAAACUUCCACAAGUCAUUGGAUCAAAUAUUUGAAACCUUAGAAACAAAAACUCCUGACUCGGUUGAAGAUCUAUUUUCAGAAGUUGACAGUUCCUAUUACAAUCUAGACACAGUAUUAACGGGAAUGAUGGGCAGUACAAAAAUGGGACACUGUGAUGUACUUGAAACUUUUCCUCAAGCAGCCACAAAUUCUAACUCUAACUGUAAAUCUGACCUUAAUGAGCUUGAUCAUUUUGUGGAGAUUCUUGUUGAAUCUUGAAACAAAGAGUGAAGGAGAUAUCCUUUAAAGAAGCCAGAUCCCGAGUAGUGAAACUUCCAAAUAGUUUGUCUUCUCAAAGCUGCACAUGAUCUUCCAAGAAAAAAGAAAAA